CUGAUCGCUGACGCGCCAUCACACCACGAGCCGCUCUGCCCGCUCAUUGGCCGGCGGGGACCUGGCCUCAUUGACAACAAACCCACGGACAGCGCCGCCCGCUGAGGUUUCCGACAGGUGGAUGGGCGGAGUACGCGCGGGGCUAGCCCAAGAUGGCGCCGCUUGGGGCCCGGAGCCUGAGCUGAGGGAGCGCCGGCAGGCUGGGGAAGGGUUAAUGCGCUGGGUGUUGCCGCCGUUCCCUCGCACGAGCUGAGCUGCUCGGGUUGGUGCUGGGCCGGGCGCGCCUAGCCGGCAAUGGAGAGUAACGGCGAGCUGAGCAGCAUGGAGACCAUGGAGACCCUGACGGAGCUCGGCGACGAGCUCACGCUGGGCGACAUUGACGAGAUGCUGCAGUUUGUUAGCAACCAGGUUGGAGAUUUUCCAGAUUUGUUUUCCGAUCAUUUGUGUGGCACCUUCCAGAGCAGCAGUGCAUGUAACGGGGCUGGAACAGUGGAUCCCUCAUCGCAGAGGCCAUAUGGCCAGGGGCAGUUACAGUCCUUCUCACCCAAUGCAUCUUCAACACAACUUCAAACUGUGCAAGUGAAGGUAUCCCAGCCAGCCACUGCAACACCUGUUCCUCCACGUUCUGCACCCCCUCUUCAGCCUCGUCCCCAGGUUCAGCCACAACUUCAGCAACAGACGGUUAUGAUUACUCCAACUUUCAGCUCUGCUCCCCAAACCCGGAUCAUUCAGCAGCCUGUAAUCUACCAAAAUGCAGCUACAAGUUUUCAAGUGCUGCAGCCCCAGGUUCAGAGCCUGGUGACUUCCUCCCAAGUUCAACCACUCACCAUCCAGCAGCAGGUGCAGACCAUGCAGGCUCAGAGGGUGUUGACACAGACCGCCAAUGGCACCAUCCAGACACUGACCCCAGCCACAGUCCAGGCAGUAGCUGCCCCACAAGUCCAGCAGGUUCCAGUCCUUGUCCAACCACAGAUAAUCAAGACAGAUUCUCUUGUUCUAACAACACUGAAAGCUGAUGGUAAUCCCGUCAUGGCUGCAGUUCAGAAUCCAGCCCUCACAACAUUGACCACACCUAUUCAGACAACUGCUCUGCAGACUUUAGUUGGUGGCAGUGGAACCAUCUUGACCACAAUGCCCAUGAUGAUGGGAGGGCAGGAGAAGAUGUCUAUCAAACAGGUACCUGGGGGUGCCAAGCAGCCAGAACCUCCAAAGGAAGGAGAGAGACGAACAACCCAUAAUAUUAUUGAGAAACGAUAUCGAUCAUCAAUAAAUGACAAGAUCAUAGAACUAAAAGAUCUUGUUAUGGGAACAGAUGCCAAGAUGCACAAAUCUGGUGUACUGAGGAAGGCCAUUGACUACAUUAAAUAUCUGCAGCAGGUUAACCAUAAGCUAAGACAGGAGAACAUGGUCCUGAAGUUGGCUAGCCAGAAAAACAAGUUGUUGAAGGGUUUUGACCUAAGCAGUUUAGUGGACAAUGAUGUGGAUCUGAAGAUAGAUGACUUCAACCAAAAUGCUCUGAUGAUGUCUCCUCCAGCUUCUGACUCAGGGUCACCAGCAGAUUAUUCUCCAUAUUCAAUUGAUUCGGAGCCAGGAAGCCCAUUGUUGGAUGAUGCAAAGGCAGUUAAAGAUGAACCUGACUCUCCACCUGUUGCUCUUGGAAUGGUUGACCGCUCCCGCAUGCUGCUUUGUGCUCUUACGUUCCUCUGUCUGUCCUUCAAUCCUCUAACAUCCCUCCUGGAGGGCCAAAGGACAUCUGAUUCUGAUGGUUCUGUACGUCAUAGCUCUGGGAGGAGCAUACUGACAAUAGAUUCAGGCUCUGGUGGCUGGUUUGGCUGGAUGAUGCCCACUCUGAUCUUAUGGCUUGUGAACGGUGUUAUUGUUCUGAGUGUAUGCUUAAAAUUGCUAGUUCACGGAGAGCCAGUGACCCGACUGCACUCCCGCUCAUCGGUGACCUUCUGGCGACAUCGGAAACAGGCAGACCUGGAUUUGGCCAAGGGUGAUUUUGCAGCAGCUGCAUCAAACUUGCAGACUUGCUUAUCUGCCCUGGGUCGAGCACUUCCUGCCUCUCGAUUGGACUUGGCCUGCAGCCUGUCCUGGAAUGUCAUUCGCUACAGUCUCCAAAAAUUGGGACUGGUUCGCUGGUUACUGAAAAGGACAUCACGGCAGAGACGAGCAUCAGAGGCCCCUGUGGGUUUUGAGGAUGAAGCCAAAACAAGUGCUCGUGAUGCAGCUUUAGCAUAUCAUAAGCUCCAUCAGCUCCAUAUUACAGGGAAGCUUCCUUCCAGUUCAGCCUACUCAGGAUUGCACAUGGCCCUGUGUGCAGUGAAUCUGGCUGAAUGUGCAGAGGAAAAGAUUCCACCAAGCACACUGGCGGAGAUUCACCUGACUGCUGCAGUUGGCCUGAAGACUCGCUGUGGUGGCAAGCUAGGCUUCCUGGCGAGUUAUUUCUUAAGUCAAGCCCAGAGCUUGUGUAGUUCUGAACGCAGUGCCAUUCCUGACUCCUUACGCUGGCUGUGUCACCCAUUGGGACAAAAAUUUUUUGUGGAGCGGAGCUGGACGGUCAAAGUUGCUGCUAAGGAAAGCCUAUAUUGCACUCAGAGGAACCCAGCUGAUCCCAUUGCACAGGUGCACCAGGCAUUCUGUGAGAACCUGCUGGAGAGAGCUGUUGAAUCGCUGGUGAAACCUCAAAUCCCAAAGGGUGCUACAGGCCAUGAUGAUGAAGAGCCCUGUGAAUUCUCUAAUGCUUCGGAAUACCUGAAGUUACUCAAUUCUUUUGUGGACUCUUUGGGAAGUGGAACACCAUCUUUCAUUGGCAAUUCUGUUUUGAGGUCUGCCCUGGGUCCUGAUGUGGUCUGCAGGUGGUGGUCAUCAGCGAUCACUAUGACAAUCAGCUGGCUUAAGGGUGACAAUACAGCUCUGAGAUCCCAGUUUACCAAUGUGGAGCGAAUCCCUAAGUGCUUGGAGAUGAUGGAGAAUGCCCUUGUGAAAGCUGUCUUCCAUGUGUGCAAAGCCAUGCAUGCCUCCUUGUCAAGCAAGGCCGAUGGGCAACAGAGCUCCUUUGGCCAUUGUGAAAGAGCCAGCACUCAUCUUUGGAACAGCCUCAACAUGAGCAGUGGGGUCUCUAGCACAGGUCUUAAUGAAAUGAUCCAGCUGUUGGCUUGUGACCUGUUGCUAUCUCUCCGGACCACUCUGUGGCAGAAGCAGAUGAGCUCCAGCCAAGCCCUGGGAGAAACCUACCAUGCAUCUGCUUCAGAACUAACUGGAUUCCAGCGUGACCUUGGCAGUCUGCGAAAACUGGCCCAUAGCUUCAGACCUGCUUAUCGAAAGGUAUUCCUGCAUGAGGCCACUGUGCGCUUGAUGGCAGGGGCCAGCCCCACCCGCACUCAUCAGCUGCUGGAGCACAGUCUCCGGCGUCGGACUCCCCAGAGCACCAAGCAAGGUGAGCUGGAUGUUCUUCCUGGGCAGAGGGAACGAGCUACAGCGAUUCUCUUAGCCUGCCGCCACCUCCCCCUCUCCUUCCUGUCAUCCCCAGGCCAGCGCGCUGUCCUGCUGGCAGAAGCAGCCCGCACGCUGGAGAAAGUUGGGGACAAGCGUUCCUGCAAUGACUGUCAGCAGAUGAUUGUGAAGCUGAGUGGUGGCACAGCCAUUGCUGCAUCCUAACCCUGGAGGUUGCAGCCUCACCCACCAAUCAAACUGGAUUCUUGCCCCCUUUCUAUCCCUUCCUCCCGCUUUGAAUGCUGUUCUAGCUUUGGAACCAUGGAAGUGACAUUAUGCUGGACUUGGUGUAAAUUGGCUUGGGUGGCUAGUGAGUUGCCUCAGCCAAGAAAGGACACUCACCUUGGAUCAAGAGGGCAAUUGUUUUCCCCAGUGGCAAAGUCUCUGCGAUGCCUUGGAAAAGAGAAGCUCCUCUGAGGAGGGCUUGAAUUCAGCAAGCUUUCUUUCCUUCCUCUUUCCAAAACAAUCUAACAGGAACUUCUUUCAGGGAGGAGGAGUGUGAGGACCUGUCCUCUAAACUCCUUGCUUAGCAACUGUGGUGACUCUUAAUCAAUGGCUCAUGAGCCAUAUACUUGGGGCAGCCCAAGGGAGGAAUUGGCUGUGGUUCACCUCUUGGCCCUCGGGAGGCUGCAUCUUUUUUCAUGGAAGCCUUUCUAUCGAUUCUGCAUUCUCUGAGAGUUUUGGGAAGUUAGACCAGCUCUUCUGAGGCGGUGCAUUGCAGUUUGUAUGCCAUUUGGGGGUUUUCUAGUGAUGAUUUAUGACUUUGCAAACUGUAGAGACAACAAUGAGGUCUUUUUCUUCUGUUUUCUGUCUCCUGUCUUUCACUUCUCACUUUGUCUUUCCCUUCUAUCAGCCUACAGUUAUAUUGCUGUUAAGCUAGAUGUUGGGUCCUUAACUGUGACUUAGGGCAUCUAGUUCAAAAAUGCAUUUAGAUAGGUGAGGACUUUUUGCUUAUUAGAAAAACAGCAGCAGCAGCAAAACAGGAUUCUAAUCUGGAUUAGGAAUGUGCGUGUGUACAGGAGUAGCCCUUUUCCCAAGACUGUUUUGCUGCCAGAAAUCACCCUUGCCCCCCAAAAUUGCUAUUUCUUCUGUAUAUUUUUUAAAAUACUGCAUCAAACAGUAGCUUGUGUAGGGGUUCAGCAGGGCCUUGCAGUGGAUUUCUGUGAAAAGAGAGUUGUGGCCACUGAUGAAUCACAUAACUAAAACCAUCAGCUGGUUUGACCCUAAAGAAGAAGCAAACUGAAAGCCCUUCUUCCUUGAAUACGUGAUUCCUGUGGUAGUUGUUUCCUUGUAAGUAUGUGCAACAUAGCACAGCAUCCUAGGACAUGCCUGCUUUACCAACCCAAGUUGUCAUGGCUAUAUCCUGUUCUUUCUCUUGAUUCUUUAAGAAAACUGACAAAGAAACUUUUUAAACAGUGUGCUUGUGUGUUACCUAGAUAACCUUUGACCUUGGAGAAAGCAGCAAAAUUGUAAGCUGGUUCUUCUUUAUGGCAGAAUAGGUUCUAGGAAGAUACACUUUUAUGCUGCAUCGAAUUCUGAGUCUCACAAAACUCUUUAGCCUUUCCCUGCUGCCAGUAGCACCUUUUUAAAUUCUGGUUAUUCUUAUUUCAUCUUUCCACACCUACAGAAUUGCCUAUUGAAAAAUAAUAUAUACAAACACACCAAAUGUGAAUUGGGGGGCACUGGGGAGUUUUGUGUGUAGGGGAGUGUCCUAUGAGUAUGACACAAAUGUACCUUACAUUGUUCCUCAAAGUAGUUCUGUCUUUGGUAAUUCUUUAUUAAACAUGUGACCAUACUUUACAGCAAAAGUAGGACUGUCUUUAAAGGAAAGAAAAAGUAAUUUGCCUCCUAAACCUCUCAUUAACAAUUUUUUAUUCAAAUUACUCUGACCCAAGAUACAAACCGGAAAGAUUAGGUGGGUUCAAAUCUUGCAGCUGUUACAUAAGUGGAGGAAUGUUAUCCAAAGUCACAUCAAUAACAGGUGCCUCUCAUAUUAAUGUCCAACUUUUAUUUUAUAUCCACAGAAAGAACCAAAACCUGAUUGUAUAAUAAAGCUUUGUGGAAUUUCUAUUUUGAAAGCCUUUUCUCAGUCUUCCUAAAUGUUUUGGAUCUAAGAAGGAGCAGUUUCAUGGCAGCUUCAAUUUCCCACUGGUAGAUGCAAAUGGAUAUUUUAUUUAUGUGUCCUUUUUCACUCUGGCCCCAAAAGUACACAGUGCAUUUAACCUGUGGGCUUCUGGGAAGUUGCUUUGUUAGCAUAGAUUCAUGAGUGGAUCUAUCUUGCAUCAUAUAAUAAUACAGAUCUGCUUGGCUGCUUUUCCUGAAACACUGAUGGCCACUGUGGCCUGAAUUUGUGGCUCAGAUGCAAUUCACACUUCUGACCCAUAGGCAUGUUGAACUGGGCAGGCUGAAAUUUGAGUAGCAUCCUGUUAUUUCAGGGUUUUUCCCAAUGAUGGCUUCUGUAGUGAUGGUAGCAACAGUAAGGGUAACAAACUACCUCAGUGAAAAUGAUACCUAUUAGUGGGAGAGGAUUCAAUGAGAUCAUUGCUGGUUUAGCUCACAAUUGCUGUGCCACAUGCAGAACUUGCUGAUCUGUUUGUAGUAGCAGCAGACAAUUCAGGAUUAACACAGGGCCAGGAUAUUCUAUUAGGCAAAUUGAUUAAGCAAGCUUGACAUUGGAAAAUCCAUCUGGAACUUUGCAUAGCAAAUGAUCUCAUGUGCUUAAUUUACACUGUUUCUAGGUUAGUUUACCCUGAAGUGCAUUCCCCAUUGGUCUUAAGGACAGUGGGUAUCUUGCAAUUCCAUGGAUUUGUAGCCUUAAAAACCAGGGAUGAGUGUUGUGGUCAAGAAUGGGCAUUGUACAUAAGUAAGGGGGGCUAAGGGUGGGACUUCUCGCUUGUUGAAAUAAUGUAGAUAAGAUCUCCAUAAGGAAACCAUCCUUACCUUCCACAUACUUAUACUUACCUUCCACAUACUUGCAUUUUUAUACACCUCAUUUAUUUAUGGGUCUUUGUUCCCCCAAUCUAUCCCUCUAUUAUUUUUGUGUAUAUAAUGUAUCACUUUUGGGUUUUUUAUAUAUGAUGUGAAAAGUGUCUAUCCCAGUAAAAUUAGGCAUAAGGAUGCUUUGUGGUAAGAAGAGGCAGCUGGUAAUGAUGUGAGGGGAUGAUAAUUUCUAAUAUAUGUUCCAGUUGUGACCAUCUCCUGGGGACCAUUGUGUGACUUAUAUAAAUAAAGACAAAUUGUACUCAUG
Molecule: messenger RNA, 6742 nt
Organism: Varanus komodoensis (Komodo dragon)
Lineage: Eukaryota; Metazoa; Chordata; Lepidosauria; Squamata; Varanidae
Gene: SREBF2
Product: sterol regulatory element binding transcription factor 2
Exons: 19
Coding region: 295-3660 (1121 amino acids)
Biological process (GO): positive regulation of cholesterol storage; positive regulation of transcription by RNA polymerase II
Cellular component (GO): nucleus
Molecular function (GO): DNA-binding transcription factor activity, RNA polymerase II-specific; RNA polymerase II cis-regulatory region sequence-specific DNA binding; protein dimerization activity
Source: RefSeq, a predicted model, not a curated record